CUGUCCUCACAGGGUCAUGCAAAAGGGCACAGCCCAGGAAAUGGAAAAGAUCAUGUCGGCGUCGACUGUAUGACACUGUGCCGUGUCGUGCCGUGCUGUAUCCGCGCAUGCCGUUUCCUGCCCACGUUUGUUUGUGUUGCAAUGGGGGACUGCUGUUGGAGGUGUUUGGCGUCAACUGAAUUUCCUAAUCCAUUCGCUUGCCAAGCCCAGAAGUCCUUCGGCCGGCUAGGCGUGAAAGAUCGGCAUGGUGACUGGUCUUAUCGCAAGAUUUCACUGAUGGACAAGUUGCAUCGAUCCACCAAAGAUCGAUCCGCCGUCCUUGACGAAGACUAUCCUGGUCUGUGUUACACGUACGUUUCUCCCCAUUACUGGUCACCCAGCAUCUCGUUGAUGCGCCUAGUUCGGCCAGAUGCUUCAUGUCUCACGAAAUUGCCUCUUAAGAAGCCAACUUCUUUGGGUUAA
Messenger RNA from Fusarium venenatum, 462 nucleotides. The record is from RefSeq and is a predicted model, not a curated record. NCBI's taxonomy places the organism in Eukaryota, Fungi, Ascomycota, Sordariomycetes, Hypocreales, Nectriaceae.